AUGCCACCAACAACAAACGUCACCUAUAUUAGACUGAUACCGAAGAUCACAGGUGCGAAGAGUGUAGCUGACUACCGGCCAAUAGCGCUGUGUAACGUCACAUACAAAGUCAUCACCAAGAUUAUUUCACUCCGUAUCAAAGCUACCCUUCAAGGAAUCAUCUGGGAAACGCAAUCAGCCUUUGUACCCGGUCGAGCUAUCUCCGACAAUGUACUCAUUACUCAUGAGAUCCUCCAUACUCUUAAAAACUCCGAGGCUGUGGUGAAUUGCUCUAUGGCGGUCAAGACUGAUAUGAGUAAAGCUUAUGAUCGGUUAGAGUGGAAUUUCAUCGAGACGGUGCUACUAAGAUUCGGGUUUGCGUCUCAUCUGGUCGCCUUAAUCAUGCAAUGCGUUACAUCAGUGACAUACUCCUUCCUAGUUAACGACUCUGUUCAUGGAAGAGUGAUACCGUCAAGAGGCAUUCGACAAGGCGACCCGCUAUCCCCGUAUCUCUUCAUUCUUUGUGGAGAGAUCCUUUCCGGUUUGUGCAAACGAGCUCAAAGAAGCGGUCAUCUAGCCGGUCUCAGAAUUUCUAUACCAGCCCCCCGACUGAAUCAUCUCUUGUUUGCGGAUGAUACCAUGUUCUUCCUCAAUACAGAUGAAGAGAGCUGCUCGGCACUGAUGCAUAUCCUUGAACAGUACAAGAUGGCGUCGGGCCAAUUGAUCAAUGCUACGAAAUCCUCCAUCACCUUCUCAGCCAAGACCCCGCAGAAGCAAAGCGGCUUCUUGGGCUACACGUCGCCUAUCAAGCGCUGGCAAACUGGUUAUGUUGAAGUCUGUACUUACAGCGGUUCCUUCUUUCUCUAUGACGUGCUUCCUCCUUCCUAUGAGCUUAUGCGAUCAAAUCCAAUCCACUCUAACGAGAUUUGGGUGGCUUGGGAGAAGCUUAUCAAGCCUAAAGCUCACGGAGGGUUAGGUAUUAGAGAUAUUCAGGCCUUCAAAAAGGCACUGCUGGCCAAACAAACUUGGCGGAUCAUCACAAAACCCGACUGCCUGCUGUCCCGCAUACUAAGAGGCAAAUACUGUACUAACGCUUCUUUCCUCCAGGUUUCUGAAACAAAGACAAUGUCGCACGGAUGGAGGAGCAUCAUUGCGGGUAGAGAUCUAUUGGUUACCCGACUGGGUAAGGUCAUAGGGAAUGGGGAAGGAACACGGGUCUGGAAGGACCCUUGGCUAAGACUUGAUCACCCUACUGUCCCGUUUGGACCAGUAAAAGAAAGCGACCAAGAUUUGUUUGUAUCUGAUCUCAUCUGCAGAGGAAGUGGAGAAUGGAAUAUCAACCAAAUAACAAGCAUUAUGCCACAUCUUCUUCCUGAGAUCCUCUGUAUCAGACCAAGUAUUACGGGAGCACCUGAUUUUUAUGCGUGGCUAGAUUCAAAGACAGGAGUAUACUCGGUUAAGUCUGGGUACUUCGUAGCAGCCUCUAUGAUCCAGGUUGAGGACAACGAAGCCACUGAAGCUCAACGAAUUACGGAGCAAGCGUUAAACAAAGGCAUCUGGACCUGCAAGACCUCCCCAAAGCUUCAUCUAUUCUUAUGGAAGAUAUUCCAUGGAGCCCUGCCGCUGGGAGAAAAUCUAGCAAAACGGGGAAUGCUUACCAACAUUUCUUGUAGACGCUGUGGUGAACUAGAGACGGCGGAUCACAUCUUCCUCCACUGUGCGUUCACACGUCGAAUCUGGUCAGCAAGUAUCUGGAGAAACGAGUUCAUACUGACAGAUACAUCUACUCUUGCAACAAUUUUUCUGGAGUCAGCGAACUACAUCAACCUUCCGCCAUUAGGAAUCAAAGAAACGAUCUUCCCAUGGAUUUGCUGGGCAAUUUGGACAGCAAGGAACUACCUUAUCUUCGAGAACAGGAAUUUUGAACCUAUUGAUAUUCUCUCCAAAGCCAUUGCUAACGCCCGGGAAUGGAAUGCAGCGCAACUACCAGGCCUUGAUCCUCCUAUCGCACGGAAUCCUCGAUUACCACCGACACUCACGAUCACCACAGAACCGGCCUGCUUCACUGACGCAGCCUGGCACUCAUCCACGAACAGAGUAGGGUGUGGCUGGUAUAUCCUAACACCUGAGAAGACUAUCACUCUACAAGGCACCCGUAUGUUUGAACACAUCUCAUCACCUCUGAUGGCUGAAGCACUCGCCAUCCGGUCAGCCCUCCUCCACGCCCUCGACGCUGGAAUCACUUUAAUCUGCAUCAAGUCAGACUGUCAGGCACUCAUCAAUGCUCUCUCCUCGAAGUAUCACUCGGCGGAUAUCUACGGAAUCAUUCGGGACAUCGAGGCUCUAUCUUAUCGUUUUUCUCGCAUUUCUUUUAGUUUCAUUCCGCGAUCACAAAACUCUAUGGCUGAUACUUUAGCCAAAUCUGCUAUGUACUCUGCUUUCUCCAACUAG
Messenger RNA from Brassica napus (rape), 2430 nucleotides. RefSeq lists its product as uncharacterized. Gene Ontology annotation, molecular function: nucleic acid binding; RNA-DNA hybrid ribonuclease activity. The record is from RefSeq and is a predicted model, not a curated record. Lineage: Eukaryota; Viridiplantae; Streptophyta; Magnoliopsida; Brassicales; Brassicaceae. The coding region runs from base 1 to 2430 and encodes 809 amino acids. The transcript has 2 exons.